This is a messenger RNA of Durusdinium trenchii, 1176 nucleotides long. The record is from the annotation of a GenBank genome assembly. NCBI's taxonomy places the organism in Eukaryota, Dinophyceae, Suessiales, Symbiodiniaceae.
GGAUACACCAAACCCAGGUACUACCCAAAGACAUCAGUCCCGAUGGCCUCAGAGUGUGGACCAGCUGGCUUCACCUCAGUCAAGCACAGCUUCUCUUGGCCAACGGUGUUUUUGAAUAGAAUUUGCGGACAGUUUGGGGAAGGGUAUGUAGCUCAGCGGCUUCGACAAUGGAGAUGGUCUUGUUCAACAGCAUUCAGUGGUGUUGGCGCCCCGGAAUCAGUCAGUACCCCAGCUGUAGCCACGGAGCCCCUUCCCAUUGAAUGGAUUCAUUAUCGCUUGCCAUCAUGAGGCCUUGAUGAGCCUGCAGUCAGCAGCCAAGGAUUUUCUCCAAACAACCAACUCACGCACGAAGAAUGUUGUAUUCACUUCUACCUGUGAGUGUGACAGGGCUUGCCAACAGGUUCUCAAACACACCUACGGGGCCUGCAAUUGGCCGGAUAUCACCCAACUAGAUGCUUCAAAGCCGACAGCCUUCUGCACUACCCAUGAGAAGAACUGCCGGAUUCACAUUGCUGCACCAAAGAGAUGCUAAGCUGGAAUUGGGUUGUCAACAAUUUCUGAAUGCCACGAGCCCCAACUAUUUGCAGCUACAUAUUACAUAUUGCUUCAUCUCAGGACUGAGGGUGACAGUGGCAGGUUGCUACCUUAGAAACCAGGUCCACUGGGUGUUUUCCAAAACAACCACGAUCGUGCCAGGCCCAGUCUGCAUCUCCUUCAGCUUGAUGGGCAAGAAGGAAGGUGUUUCGAGCCCAGCGUUCAAGACACACGAGGGGUUCUAUCGCCAAGCCCCACUUAUGGCAGACGUCCUGAUACUGGAAAACGUGACAGAAUACUCUCCUGAGCUGGUCCAAUCUCAGUUGGGAAAAAGCUGGACCCUGCAACAUUGCAAAAUUGACCCUAGACUGUUUGGUCUGCCGGCGGCUCGAGCGCGAAUCUAUCUCAUCGCAUACAAACACGACAUUGUGUCAUGGAGGCAGGAGGUCUCUCUGGAGUUGGUCCUGGGUGCCCUGGCAUCAAGGGUCGUUAGGGAUGCAGGGAUGUACACGUGGAUGUCUCUGCCUCCGAUGACCUUGUCCGCAGCGCAGGAGAGAAACCUGAAAGAGUACGACCAGGAUGUCCGCCUUGAGGGGAAGCGGUUUCCUGAUCUCAACCAACUAGCCCGAAACGGGCGAGGAC